AGCGUAGUUGUAGUUUGCUUCCACUUCCAGGUCAACGUAUCUUCUCUUCCGGUUGAAUAGUUGUAAGUACUUCCGCUCAGCUGAGACGCGGAAGACGGAGCGCUAUGGCGGCUGAGGUUUAUUUACUUUGGUUAUUACCUUUGCUGCAGUCGCUGGCAGCGUUCGGAGCUGAGGUUUCGUCCGAGGCGUGCAGGGAGCUCGGCUUCUCCAGUAACCUGCUGUGCAGCUCAUGUGAUUUGUUGGGUGAGUUCAGCCUGAUGCGGCUCGAACCCUUCUGCAGGAAGUGCUGCCAGGAGGAGGCUCAGUUUGAGUCCAGGAAGCUCUACCCCGGAGCCAUCCUCGAGGUCUGUGGAUGAAAAUUGGGGAGGUUCCCUCAAGUCCAAGCUUUCGUCAGGGGCGACAAGCCGAAGAUGUUCAAGGGCCUUCAAAUAAAGUACGUGCGAGGCUCGGAUCCUGUACUGAAGCUGCUGGACGAUAACGGGAACAUCGCUGAAGAACUCAGCAUCCUUAAGUGGAACACGGACAGCGUGGAGGAGUUUCUCGGGGAGAAGCUCGAGCGCAUUUAAACAAACAUCACAUUUCUCCCCGGAUCACCUUAUGUUCCAGUUGUUUUUGUUUUCUAGUCCCAGUUUAUUACUAAAUCUUUUUUCACCGCAUUUAUUGAUUCUUUGAGAUGUUCUCCUGAUCAUCAGACCAAUUCCAGCUGGUCCAUCUGAAUUUUUUUGGUGUAUGUUUCUUUUUCUUUUUUUUGUACCGUGUGUAUGAACAGAGAACCGUGUCGGUGCUGGGCAGGCAGUGUUCCUCGUUUCUCCUCCGUACGCUAGCGUUCGUGCGGAGCUGCACAUUAGUGACGGCCUCACAGGAAACCAGCGUUUGGUGUGUGAAGCUUGAAGUGUGUGUAGAUCUCACGACGUGUAGAGAUGGAGAGAGACACGAGCAUACGCGCCCUUCUCCUCACCUUCACAAUGAUCUCUUUAAUAAAGUCACAUUUUAAAUUAAA
This is a messenger RNA of Silurus meridionalis, 1000 nucleotides long. RefSeq names its product selenoprotein F (gene selenof). Gene Ontology annotation, molecular function: oxidoreductase activity. NCBI's taxonomy places the organism in Eukaryota, Metazoa, Chordata, Actinopteri, Siluriformes, Siluridae. The record is from RefSeq and is a predicted model, not a curated record. Gene Ontology annotation, cellular component: endoplasmic reticulum lumen. The transcript is spliced from 5 exons.